GCCAGUCCAGUCGCGUCGCGAGAGACGCACAGCUGUUCGCGAAAACUUAUCUCGCAUUGGAAUUUAAAUUUAAAAAUGAUUUAAAAUCGUGUGCAUAUUAAAAUAUUACGUUAAACAGUGUCUCAUCGUGCGCGCCUACAAAAAGAAUGUUCAAACGUACGUUCAAAGUGGUUUAUCGGCCAAUUAGAAACAAUUUUCUGCUACUGCCGGAUCAGUACUACGGCGUUGUCUCAACCUAUGAUACUGGCUGCCUCAGCCUACAGUACAAUGGCCGUGUACACUACGCCUCGUGGGCACCCCAGGGGGGCGGUGGUGGCAUCAAAGACACCGAAAUUGGGAUCAAUGCCAGGGCGGCCAAGGAGCUCGGUCUGCAUGAAAAUGACUUGGUCAAGUGCGCCCUCAUCGCUGACGUCCUAAAUCUUCGCAGUGUUCACGUCACGCCCGUUUCGGCCAAAGAUUGGGAGAUCAUUGAGCUGAGCACCGAGAAAAUCUCUGGCAGUGUCCUGGAGCAGACGCGCAUUGUAAACUCGUCGCAAAUUUUACUUGUUUGGAUUAACAAGUCGAUGCAAGUGGCGCUGACAGUGGAUCGUCUUAAACCGGUUAUUAGUUAUGGACGCAUUGAUCAUAAUACUGAGCUGGUUGUGGCGCCUAAUCUCUACAAGGGACUCACUAAUGGCAAUACUAAUGGCAACGAUGAGGAGAGCAGCAAACUAUCCCGAAGCAAGACCAGUGCACAGGUGCGGGAUGAGUUGGUAACUCCAACACCUCUUGCCCAUUCUGCCACGAUGAGCAAUGUUAAGAAUAAUUUGCAGCGGAAUAAACGACAGGAUCAUAUGCAGCGUCUGAAGAAGGAUUUGCGGCGAGAGAGCUCGCGUGUGUUUGAGUUCCGGGUCAUACGUGGACUGUGGCAUGAACAGGCACAGGAAUCGGAUGUGUACAUAAGGCAAACACAUUUGCCCGAAUUCAUGGAUCUGGAGCAGUUCUAUAGCAUGAAAACCGCUGGUGAUAAGGAAUACUAUGUGCGUGUUCGAUUGGUCAGCGAUGAGGAUGGCGAUUUGCCCGCCACCAUUCAUCCCUCCAUCGAACUGAAUGCGAAUCUGAUGAAGCUGUUGAACAUCAAGGAACUGGAACGCGUUGUCCUGCGCCCAAAAGUAACCGUGGUUAACUUUGUGGAGAAGAUUGAGCUGUUUGCGCACAAGAAGACCCAUUACAAGAUCAUUGAGAAUGCAUUUAAGCGAUUUGUGAUUGAGAAAACCCAAAAGACGCCCAUGUUGUUUAACCAGGAGGAGGUGGUGCGCCUGGAGGAUGACCUCCUGGUCACAGUAGGCAUUCUUCCCGAACACUUUCGCUAUUGCGUUGUAGAUGCACAAUUUCUAAAGGAAUCCAAAAUCUAUGCUGCCGACCUGGUGCGUCCUGUCAAUGAAAUCAUCAAGGAGCAGCCGCCAGUUACAACUCCGUUGAGUGUGAAGGAUCUAAUACGAUUACCAGAGUACGAUAAGAUUGUGGAUCAUGUGGUUAGCGAGCUACGCAUGAAUCUGUGUCUCAAUGCCCAGAACUCAGUGCUGCGACAGGGAAAUGUCCUGUUGACUGGAGCCGCCGGCACUGGGAAAACGGUGCUUGUGGAGCGUAUACUGGAGCAGCUAUCGCGACAGCCGGAUUAUUGUUAUUUCGAUAUCUUUUACUGCUCGCGGAGUAAGGGACGCAAAACGGAAUCCAUUCAGAAGGAUUUGCGCAACAUUUUCACCAGCUGCCUGCAACAUGCACCCGCAAUUGUUGUCCUGGAGAAUCUGGAUGUGCUGGCCCAUGCAGCCGGUGAGCAGACUAGCCAGGAUGGCGAGUAUUUUAAUCGCAUGGCGGACACGGUUCAUCAGCUUAUCAUGCAGUAUACCAGCAGCAAUGCCAUUGCCGUGAUUGCCACCGUCAGUGAGCUGCAGACGUUGAAUAAACGUCUGAGAGCACCACGUGGUCGACAUCUGUUCCAAACUAUAGCCCGAUUGCCCAGUCUGGAGCGUGCCGAUCGUGAGAUUAUACUGCGUGAGCUGUGCAGUCAUAUUGCGUCCAAAGAUCUCGAUGUGGUCAAGUUCUCUAAUCUAACCGAAGGCUAUCGCAAAUGCGAUCUUGUGCAGUUUGUGGAACGCGCCAUCUUCUAUGCUUAUCGGAUCAGCAAAACCCAACCGCUGCUUACGAAUGAGCAGCUCAUUGACUCUCUGGAGCACACGAAUUCCUAUUGCCUGCAGGGCAUUCAAAGCAAUCAAAAGACUGGCUCCGAACCGAAUGCCAAUGAAAUGCGCGUCGAGGAGCUGCCUGGACUGGAAUCUGUGGUAACUGUACUCGAGGAGGUUCUAAUGUGGCCUUCAAUGUAUCCCACAAUUUUCAACUCCUCGCCGCUGCGUAAUCAGGCGGGUGUACUACUUUAUGGUCCACCUGGAACGGGCAAAACUUUCCUCGUCUCGCAACUGGCCAGCUGCUGGAGUCUGCGCAUCAUUUCGGUCAAGGGUCCUGAGCUGUUGGCCAAGUACAUUGGCCAGAGCGAGGAAAAUGUGCGCAAUCUGUUUAAUCGAGCGAGGAGCGCCAAGCCGUGUGUACUCUUCUUCGAUGAGUUUGACAGUCUGGCGCCGAAACGUGGUCACGACUCGACGGGUGUGACCGAUCGCGUGGUCAAUCAGCUGCUCACGGAGCUGGACGGAGUUGAGGGACUGCAGGGGGUUACAGUAAUAGCGGCAACAUCGCGACCUGAGCUACUUGAUCCGGCCCUACUGCGUUCUGGACGCAUUGAUCGCCUUGUGGAGUGUCCACUGCCGGAUGCAGUUGCUCGGGUGAGUAUAUUUGAGGCACUCAGCGCUACGUUAAAUCUGGAUGAGUGUGUGGACUUUGAUUGGUUUGCGGGAAGAACACAAAAUUACACUGGCGCUGAUAUCCAAAGUAUUCUGACAUCGGCGAACAUGGCUGCGGUUAAGGAGGCGCUGUCACAAUUCGGACACGAGAAACUGCCAAAGAAAAUUUUAGUGAAGCAAAAACAUCUUAUCGAAUCCUUUCAAUCAACCCGUCCAUCGCUGAGCAUCGCCGAUGUGUCCAAAUAUAAGAAAACGUACGCACGCUUCACGAACAAGGAGAAGGGAUCCAGGGAAUUUGUGGCCAAAAGAGCCACAUUGGCAUAACUCUAAAAACUAAACUAAGCUAAAGUUAUAGUAUAUAACUGAUUAACGGUUCAAUGGGAUAUUACGAGUAAAUGCACUCAUUUUUAUUAAGUGUUACUCAUGUUUUUGGGUUUCUUUUUUAUAUUUGUUGACAAACGCGAAAUAAAAUGCGAUUUUAUUUAA
Molecule: messenger RNA, 3320 nt
Organism: Drosophila innubila
Lineage: Eukaryota; Metazoa; Arthropoda; Insecta; Diptera; Drosophilidae
Gene: Pex1
Product: peroxisome biogenesis factor 1
Exons: 9
Coding region: 147-3158 (1003 amino acids)
Biological process (GO): protein import into peroxisome matrix
Cellular component (GO): peroxisomal membrane; peroxisome; cytosol
Molecular function (GO): ATP hydrolysis activity; ATP binding
Source: RefSeq, a predicted model, not a curated record